Molecule: messenger RNA, 852 nt
Organism: Suillus clintonianus
Lineage: Eukaryota; Fungi; Basidiomycota; Agaricomycetes; Boletales; Suillaceae
Exons: 3
Source: RefSeq, a predicted model, not a curated record
GACUCAGACGAACCUCAUAGUGUUGUACCGCCCGCGUUAUCGGAACAUCGAGCACUGCUAAAUGGCUAUGUGCACGUGUUUGCCAAUGCUGCAUGCAGAUGUGCAACACAUGCAGAUGCAGAAGAGACACUCACCUUGCUCCAUUCGACGAUCACAAGCUGCUAUCCCAGCGGAAUUUCUCCUGAGCUUCAGAGUGACUUAGCCAGCAUGGCACGAACUCUUCGCACUGUCGAGAAACGUCUGGGUGUCGAUACAGAGAAGAUUGUUACUACGUACAUUCUUUGCCCAUCUUGCUGGCAAAUGUACCAUCCUUCCGAGCUACCAACAAUGCAGUCUCAACUGUGCACAGCACCUGGAUGCUCCGCAGCGCUAUUUCGCCUGAAACGAAUGACUGCUCUUGCACAUCUCCUUAUGCGUCCUGGUAAAUGGGAGGAACUUCAACAUUGGCAGAAGGAUGGCGACCAUGAACCAGCACCACCUAUCACACGAGAGGAGUGGUACACCGAGAAGGAUGUAAAUGAGCCACUCACAGACAUAUACGACGGGUGGAUGUGGAGAUCACUCCGUACGGGCAUAGUGCGCCAGUGGGACUCGAAGAAUCUCAAAGUAAAUGACAUUGACGUACAAAAACUCAACCAACGGUUCGUGUCCUUGAAAUGUGGCCUCGUUGUGCAUAUUAACAUCGAUUGGUUCCGUUCACUCAAACGUGCUAAUUAUUCCACUGGCACAGUUUGGCUGACUAUUGACAACCUACCGCGAUUGAUACGAUUUUUGCGGGAGAACACAUUUUUACUCUUCGUAAUUCCAGGGCCAACGGAACCGAAUACAGAGCAGCUCAACGGACUACUUGAA